GGGAAUUCUAUCAAAUAAGAUUUAAAGUAAAUAAGAUGUUGACUUUGGUUUAUUCGAUGAAUUUCUUUGUACUUUAGAACGAUAUUUGUCGGCCUCAAGUUAUUAGAUUGUAUUAUCAUUAAUAGACUGACAAUUGUGGAGCUGAAUAGUGUUUAAAAGUUUUUAAAAAUCCUUUUUUGACGGCAACAUGUUGGAAUCUUCUUUCACGAAUACGUGCUUUAUUUUAGAUUUCCAUUUCAAUUUUUGUUACUUAUAAGCGAGAUAGUGCUUUUUAUUCAAUUUUAUAAUUCGAAAAAUCAUGCCGCCUAAAAAUAAUGGUUCAUCACAAGUCACAACCGAGGUCUGUAAGAAGUUAUUCUACUACUUCUAGUUCAACAUCAAGCAGACAACCAGGAACUGACAAUUCAAACAGAGCAGAAGUUAUUGUUGAUAGAAGACGAAAGAAACGAAGAAAAUCUCGCGCCUUGCAAGAAAUAAAAUUCUUCAGGCGAACAACAAAAUUGCUUAUACCGAAAGUUCCAUUCGUUCGAUUGGUUCGAGAGAUUAUAUACGACUUAUUUCCAAGAUUGGGAAUUAAGAGGAUUCAAGUACCUGCCCUUGGAGCUUUGCAAGAAGCUGCUGAGAUGUACAUAGUACAAUUUUUUGAGGAUGCCAUUCUUCUAGCAUUUCAUGCUAAGCGAGUUACACUGAUGCAAAGAGAUAUGGUCAUGUUACGACGUCUUCGAGGACGUGAUGAUGUUAUUAAUAGAUAGUAAAUAUAUAUUAACAUUAUUUUAUAUCUUUGACCUCUAUUGAUAACAAAAUUAUAAACUAUAUUCGAACAGAAAAUAGGAUUAUAUAUCAACAUUGCG
Molecule: messenger RNA, 851 nt
Organism: Belonocnema kinseyi
Lineage: Eukaryota; Metazoa; Arthropoda; Insecta; Hymenoptera; Cynipidae
Product: histone H3.3-like
Exons: 4
Coding region: 315-752 (145 amino acids)
Cellular component (GO): nucleosome
Molecular function (GO): protein heterodimerization activity; DNA binding; structural constituent of chromatin
Source: RefSeq, a predicted model, not a curated record